Molecule: messenger RNA, 6721 nt
Organism: Thamnophis sirtalis
Lineage: Eukaryota; Metazoa; Chordata; Lepidosauria; Squamata; Natricidae
Source: RefSeq, a predicted model, not a curated record
CUAUUUGUUGUACGAUGGGAAGUGCUGCUCUUUCAUUAGCUGGUAGUUUAAUUCCUAAAGUAGAUAAAACUCAUUAUCUGGGACACAAAGGGUCUUGAAAACUUUGUACCGUAAUAUAAAAUAUCUGACAUUAUUUUUUUCUCAAGCGUUUCCUGUUAUCCAAUCAGUACUCUAGCCUCAGUACGGUUGCCUAGCAUUGGAAGCAAGCGGGAAGUAUGGCGGCAGCAUCGGUUGCGGAGGUUUCCGCAACGAAGACUGAGCCGGUAAAGCCAUCCACGGGCGCUAGUCAAGGUUCUUUAAUUAAUUGGUCAGGCCAAGGUUUACAAAAACUAGGACCAACUUUAUCCUGUAAUGCAGACAUACAUACUUUGAUUUUGGAUAAAAAUCAAUUAAUUAAAUUGGAACACCUGGAGAACUAUAAGAACUUGAUGCAGUUGUCAGUAGCCAACAAUCGUCUAGUGCGGAUGAUGGGUAUAGCAAAGCUGACUCAUCUUCGAGUGUUAAAUUUGCCUCACAACAGUAUUGGUAACGUAGAGGGAUUAAAAGAGCUAAUGUAUCUGGAGUGGCUGAAUCUGGCAGGAAACAACUUAAAGACUAUAGACCAGAUCAGUUGCUGCACAUCUCUUCAACAUCUUGAUUUGUCAGAUAACAAUAUACCCCAAAUAGGAGAUAUCUCCAAACUUUCAUCUCUAAAGACUCUGCUGCUCCAUGGAAAUAUCAUAACUUCGCUGCGUUCAGCACCUUCUUGUUUACCUCAAGGCCUGACUAUUUUUUCGUUGGCAGAAAAUGAAAUUAGAGAUUUGAAUGAGAUUUCUUUCUUGACCUCUUUUCCUAAACUAGAGCAACUCUCAAUUAUGAACAAUCCUUGUGUGAUGGCAACACCUAACAUUCCAGGUUUUGAUUACCGACCAUUUAUUGUCAAUUGGUGUCUCAGUCUUAAAGUAAUUGAUGGAUAUGUGGUUUCUCAGAAAGAAAGCUUGAAAGCAGAAUGGCUUUACAGUCAAGGAAAGGGAAGAUCAUUCCGACCAGGCCAGCACCUUCAGUUAGUACAAUAUUUGGCCAGUGUUUGUCCUCUUACUACUAUGUUUGGACUCCAAUCAGCAGAGGAUGCCAAACUGGAAAAAAUACUACAUAAGCAAAGGUUGCAUCAGAGGCAAUUGAUGUAUCAGAGCCAUGCCAAUGAGUCACCUCUAUCCUUAACUCUGAAUAAAGAACUACUCAUUAAUAAUGAGCCAAACAGUCCUGCCCAUGUACAACAAGAAAUAACUGAAGAACGUAUUGUUAAAAAAAAUACCUGGGUUGCGACAAAAUCCAAUGAUGACCAUUCUUAUGCAGUUAAAAAUGUUUCUCCAACUUCAGUACAAGCUGAAAGAAAUACUUUUAAGGAUUUUUACUUGGAUGAUAUACAAACUGAUGAGGACAAGUUGAACAGUAGUCUCCUAUCUUCAGAAUCUACUUUUAUGCCUGUUGCUUCAGGGCUGUCUCCAAUGUCGCCCACUUCAACAGAACUGAAACUUCAUGAAAUUGGCAUUGAUGUAGAGGAAGUGGAAGAUGCGUGCAAUACAUAUUUGGAAUUUACAAAAGAUAUUAAUAUUCAGAACAAAGAAAAGCAGAACAAUGAUUCUGUGCUUUUGGGAAAGUACACCUUCAAGUCAGCAGAUGUAGAAACUCAAAAUGCAUAUCUAGAGGAAGAUAUUUUCCCCAUUGCUUCUUCUUCAGUAAACACUGAUAUUGAACCAGAUGACAUUAGCAGUUAUCAAGUAUCCCCUGAUGAUAAUCUAAAGUUCAGUGACUUAAAACAGUCACACUCGCCUGAAGAGAAUGUUAUCAAAUGUGUUUCUGUUGCUAGCUCUCUAGAACUAUCUACUGAUGCAUCAGUUACUGUAACCGAGAAAAAAGAUGAACUUCUAGAAAUGAAUAAAGCUGCCACCAAGCUUCAAGCCUGUUGGAGAGGAUUUUAUACAAGAACAUUCCAUCCCAGAGUCAGGGAAGCACGCUAUGAAAUUCGACUCAGCAGAAUGCAAGAACAUAUCAUUCAUUUAACUGAAGAAGUUCAAAAGUUAAGAAAAGAAAAAGAUGAAGAGAAACUUCAAAGACUUGUGCAAGAGGAAGCUGUCAAAUUUCUUUGGGAUCAGGUUAAAUCUAUUCAGGAAUGGCAGCUUUCAGUAAACCAACACCUAAGUAAUAUCUGGAAAAAAGAUACUCCUGCGGGUAGCAUUCUGGGUCCACAUGAAUUAUUCAUACAGUCAUCCAGACCAAAUCAAGAACCUUCUCCUAUUGAUAGUUCAACUUGGUUAGGUUCAUCUUCUGAAAAGUUUCAUCAGAAAUGUUUACAGGAAUAUCCUGAUUCAGGUUUCCAUUCCUGUGUAUCAGACCAAAAUAUCCUUAAUGAAUUGCAGAACUCUGAAAAACAUUUGACAGAAACAAAUGAAGGCUUUCUAGGAAAUUCUCUGCAAACAGUCAAGCCCUGUGAAGAUUUUCUUUCAGGAAGCCUUUCUGAUGUUAUGAUCCCAGUUGAUCACAAGGAAUAUUGUAAAGAGAGUUUGAACAAUGAUCAGAAUAAUACUCUUCUCCAAGAAUAUUUAAAAACAGUUGAGGAACUAAAUGAUUCUGAUGAAAAUACAAAUUGCAGCAAUGGAAUAGAAAGUUGUAUGACCCAUACAGCUGUUUUAUCAGAAGAAAAGGAUAUUUUAUGCAGUGCUGUUUUAGUAUCUCAGGAUGUGCUUCCAUUAGCAGAAGAAGGAAUUGAUACAUUCGAUCUAAAUGAUAAAAUGGCAGAAAAAAAGACAAACUGUGAUUCUUCAUUGCAGACACUUUCUGUUAGGCUAUCUGUAUAGAAAGCAUAGACCGACAGAAAAAAAUUUAAAAGCCACUUCAACAUUUUAUAUUAGACCAAUUUCUCUACAUUUUUUGAAGAUGUGGGUCUCCUUGCUUUUAAAAAUAGCUUGUUAACAGGUUUGUUAAUCCUCUUAACGUUAGAUUUACACUCUAUUAAAUUAUAUCAAGAUAGGUUCAAAUAGACAUGGUAACUUAAAUUUCAUUUGAUUUGAUUGAAACAGAUUUUUAUGAAAUAUAAUUUUGAAGACUCUUUUAAGUACUUUCCAUAUUGCUGUUAUCAUAGCUGAAUUAAACAACUGUUUUCUCCAAGGAAACAAAGCAUGAAUUCUUAUUGUAAUAUUCAAAGAAAGAAAUAUAAAUAUUUAAUUUGAUGAAUAAGGACAGUAUGCAGAACUUUAUAUUUGAAGGCACAAACAUAGCACCUGUCUGCAACCCCCUAAGGCAGAUUUCAGGUUAAGGCGUUGAUGGCAAGUGUUAUUUUUGCAUCCCUACAUGAUCUGAAACGUAUUUUUGCCUGCUAAUCUGAAAUGCUAUUUGGCCCAAUGGUAACACAACAUACAGUUAAUAAUAUAAGAGAGAAUGUGUUUAAUUAAUAGUCUGAAAAUGUAUUCUGACACAGAUACUAAAUUAUAAGCUUGGAAAUUUUGGAAAUUUUUCAUUUUUUUAACGGUGCCAGACAGUUUACUCACCAUUACUCCAAGCAUUUUCUACAAACAUGACUAUUGAAUUUCACACAGCUGAGUCCAGCCUGUUAUCCUGAGGACUAUUUUUAUGAAGUCAUUUUUCUUUGUUUCAUUUACUGGGACAGUGGGGGAAAAAAAACACAAUGUAACCAAACAAACUGGCCUGAAGAGGAAGGAGAAGAGGCAACUUCUCACACUACAUUCUCAUGACGAUAGGAAUAAUUUGCCUAUUUUGCCAAGGUCAGAAUGUGUAUAAAGACAGUACAUAAUCAAUUUUAUACCUAAACCUAUUGCUAAAAUAAAAUUGCCAAACGUUAAUAUAAAUUAACAAUAUUCUGGCAUUCAUGGAGAAUGCCUACAUUCUACUGUUUACCACAUAAUGAUAAAGAACGCAACAAUUCUUUACAGACUCCACUGUUUCUAUCAGUAAAUGCUUUGUAUGUUUUCACUGCUAAUAAUUAUUGUCAAAAAUAAAUAUUUUUCUAUUCAUAAAUUCUGGAACAUUUAAAAGUUGUAACUUGUUCCCAGUAUUACCCAGUAAGUAUAUAAUCAAGUACAUAUUGUUCUUGGCUUAAUGAGUCAAUUGCAACUAUUGCCUUGAGAAAUUGUUAUACCAAAUACAGGAAUAGGUUUAUUGUGUCAAAUUUAACUUCUUUUUCGGACUUCAAGAGUUUAUGCUGCCAAUCUUAAAUUAGAAAACAAGAGCUGGAAAAAUGUUUUGACUGAAGCAUUGCUUAAGAGAUCUUGAAUUUACUACAACUUGCUUUUUUCAAAAUGACUCAUGGCAUUUAAAUAUGUUGAUCAUUUGCAUAUCUUUUUUUAAAAAACUUGUAGUGUUAUAGACUGCAUGUACUGUAUGUAUACAAAAUAUACAUGCUCAAUAUGUACAUGUUCUAGUAUAUAUCGGUCAUAGUGCUAUACAAUUAAUCUCUAUGUUAAAGCAGCAUAAAACCAAUGGACAGUUUAAACUUGUUAUAGAGAUAAGUAGUUAAAAGUUUAUUCUUUUUGUAGGGAGAAAUCAAAAAAUGUCAUUUUUAGAGCAUUGCAGACAUAUUUAGAAAAUACUAUUUCAAGGGAAUCAUUAAACGUGCUUAAAUGGAGUUUAAAAUAUACUUGUUUCAUCUCAUUUUCUUGAACUUCAUAUCUGUCUUUGUAAGGCUCAGUAUUUGUACCUCUUAGUUAUAAACAGUAUGUUUGUGUUCAUUUACUUUGUAGCUAGCUUAAUAUUAUUUGUCUUCUGUUCUAUAAAAAUGAGUAGGGCUCCAAACUUGGACCUAAGGACAGCACUUUUUUUUUGUUCACUUAAGUAAAAUAGUUCAUUCUGUAUUGGAAUAAAUACAGGAUAACUUUUUUUCUGCUCUGAGUAAAAAUUAUGAAGUUAAGAGGAAUGCAUUGUGAUUGUAAGGAAAUUGCUUUCUGUGUUUUGAUGAGGGAGUUGAUACUUUUAGGUAUAUAUUGCUGCAAUAUAUUGGGAAAAAAUUAAUGAAAAAAAUCUACAUCUUUUGCAAGAGCUAAAAGAGUUCAUGAGUCCAGUUUUCAUAGAAGCUUCCAAAUGAUCAUAUUGUGAUUAUCUAUAAUGGGAGUUUCAAAACCCACAUACACAAAGUGUUUAUUCAUUAUCAAAAUGAAUGCAAAAUCAAAAAUUUAACACUCCUUAUCAUUUGAAAAUGUGCAAGUGUGUGAACUUUCUCAGUUUUACAUAUUUUGAUUAUGGUUACAUGUGAUAUUUUUUGUUAUUAGAAAAAGUUACAGCAUUAUAGAGAAAAAAUACAUUUGCUUUUAUCUUGGGAAAUAAUAUAUGUGAAUAUUUAAAUUAAUGCAAUUUUAUUUGACUAAAUAAAUAAGAGAAAGUUGAUGCAUUAUUUUAAAAAACUUAAAUUUAUAUACAAAACUCAUCCUGAGAUAAAUGAAUUAAUGUUCAUUAUCUUAAUUUAUACAUAACAUUAAGUCUUAAGUCAUAGUUUGGUUUGUUUAGUUUCAGAUUUGCCUAUUUCGGAAUUCAGUGUUUGUACACCUUUUAGGACUUAGCAUGGCAAGUGAAUAAAACAAAUUAAGCUUUUCAAAAGACUUUUUUGACUAGCAUGAUCCGUGAAUCCUUUUAAUGAAAUAAGCAAUGGGAAAGAAGUAAGGAAUAAGUGGAAAAGAGGGACACGUUUUUUCACUCUCCUGUUUUUGUUAUACCUCCUAUAUGUCUAAAUAAUCAGUUCUGCUUUCUCUGGUUCAUAAUACAGAGUAGAAAUGGAAAGCUUUCUUCCUCCCAACUAGCAGAGAUCUAGACAAUAUAUUCUAUAAGUAGUAUAGCACAUAGUAUGUAAUGUAUUCUGAGGCAGAGGCUUUUUCUAAGUAUAUCCUCUCUUUAGGAAAAUCUUUUAAGUGGAGUCCAACGCUCCUCUUAAUCUGCUGAUGCAAGAGAAAUCAAUUCUCUCUCUCUUGUAUCUCUAUCCCAAAUGUUACAAAUUUGGGGACAGUCUACAACAUUUUUUUAGUAAGGGUAUAAAUGGCCCCUUACCUAAUUUUUUAAUUAAUUGUACAUUAAAUUGUGUUUCUUAAUUUUAUUUUCCUAAGUAAAACUUUGUGAUUACUGUUAUAUGAAGAAGCUGGUUUUUAUUGCUUGUGGUUGUGUGUGGUCUAUGUAAAUAUAAAUCUUUACAGAUUCAAUAUUUUGGCUGUAAUCUUUAACGAGAGAUUUUUUACUGAGAUCAGUGAAUUCUACUUUUACAUAAGCACAAUUUUAUUAUCUUUAAUGUAAGUGUAGUUAAAACUGAAAAUAAAAAUAUGGCCUUAUUAAUUUCAUAUCAAUCAGUAUUGAUAAAGUGAUUACUGUUCCUAAACUGGGUAAAUUCCAUAUUACCUCUUCAAAGCCAUAUAAUCUAAUGCUUCUGUUACUGAAUUUAAAAGCUUCCAGGUCAUUGUCAAAUAGAGAAGAGGACUAAUUCUAAAGGGGGGACGGUACACACUCUUAAAAAGAUUUUUUUUUUAAAAAAAUGUUCAUGAAAAGCUCUCUAGAAUGCAAAUAGGCAACAUGAUUGCAUACUUGACUGGUCAUUUGAUCAGCCAGAAACUCUUAUUUACAGAAAACGUAAUCUGACUAAUAGCUUUUAUAAUCUAGAUUAAAAAUAUAAUCUGCAUGUUUCAAUUUUUGAAAAUUUGCAUUUGGGAAUAAUUUAUUUUGAUGUAAUAAAGGAUUCUGAAUUAUGAAA